Molecule: messenger RNA, 1800 nt
Organism: Ylistrum balloti
Lineage: Eukaryota; Metazoa; Mollusca; Bivalvia; Pectinida; Pectinidae
Product: beta-secretase 1-like
Exons: 12
Coding region: 164-1672 (502 amino acids)
Biological process (GO): membrane protein ectodomain proteolysis; amyloid-beta metabolic process
Cellular component (GO): membrane; trans-Golgi network; endosome
Molecular function (GO): aspartic-type endopeptidase activity
Source: RefSeq, a predicted model, not a curated record
UAGGUGACAGGUGCUUUUAUCAAAACAUCGUUAUAAACAGGGUUUAAUACGACUUUUUAAGGUGUUGGAAAUAUGUUGCUCCUUUCCAGCAGAACAUGAGGUCAAUGGAUACAAGAACAGCCUAUUGCUACAGUCUAUGGAAUAGAAUGUGAAAAAUCAGAAAAUGUUUUUAAAAUUUAGAAUUUCUAAGUUAAUCCCAAUCAUCUCUUUUGCUGUUGGUCUCCUUCUUCACGAGGUCCUGUCUGGAACGGUGAUAAAGUUACCAUUAAAGGAGGCUUCACCUCAUCUAAAUCACCAGCGAAGUAGACGUAGCUUAUCACACUAUCAGAAUGGAAAUCUGGAGGGAAAGCCUGGACAGGGAUAUUAUGUGGAGGUUCUGAUGGGCACUCCACCUCAACAGUUGAAUGUAUUAAUUGACACUGGCAGCAGUAACUUUGCUGUGGCUGCCAACCCAAAUCCUGAUAUAUCUUCUUGGUUCCACAGAAAUGAGUCAAGUACAUACCAGGAUGUAGGAACAGAGGUAUAUGUACCAUACACACAGGGCAACUGGCGAGGUGUCCUGGCAACUGACUUUGUAGCUCUAUCCUCCAUGCCAAACUCUUCUGUCAACGCUCAAAUUGCCUUCAUUCUUCAAUCCAGUGACUUUUUCAUCAAUGGCUCAAACUGGCAGGGUAUUCUUGGCAUGGGCUAUGCUGCCAUAGCACAGCCCGACAAAUCAGUGGUGCCAUUCUUCGACUCAUUAGUAAGGAAGGCUGAUGUGGAUAACAUAUUUUCUAUGCAGCUGUGUGGAACAGUGUAUAGAUCCAAAGACAACACCAAAGACACAGAGAUGGGCGGUAGUCUGGUUUUAGGGGGAGUGGACACCUCCCUUUACAAAGGCGAGAUGUUGUACACACCCAUACAUAAGGAAUGGUAUUAUGAGGUGAUCAUUGUAGACGUAAUGGUAGCUGGUAUUAGCCUUCACAUGGACUGUAAGGAGUAUAAUUUUGGUAAGACAAUUGUGGACAGUGGGACAACCAAUCUUCGCCUUCCAAUCAAAGUUUUCAAUGCAUUGGUCACAAAAGUUCAGGAACAUUUAGUGAUGUCUGGGGCAAUACCAGGAGAAAAAUUUUGGGAGGGUGCUGACCAUAUUUGUUGGGAGGAGGGCAAAAUACCUUACAACGACUUUCCAUCCAUCACCAUCUCAUUUCCUCAAACCAAAAACUCUUCUUUUAAUCUCGUCAUAUCUCCACAGCAAUAUAUUCGACCUGUGGGUGAAGACAAUGAUGACACACCAGGUGUGGAUUGCUUCAAAUUUGCAGUAGCAUCAUCAACGUCAGGUACUGUUCUUGGUGCUGUAGUAAUGGAGGGGUUCUAUGUUGUUUUUGACCGUGCUCACAAAAGAAUUGGAUUUGGGGAGUCCACUUGUCCUACUCGUGAUAAAAAUGCUGUGAAAUCAUCUAUCAGCAAACCUAAUAAAUAUACAGGUAAUGCUACAGACUGUGCCUAUUUCAAGCCUGAUGCAGAGGAGACGACCUUGACAUUGGUGGCCUAUAUUAUGGCAGGAAUCUGUUGUGCAUGUCUUAUUCCUCUCAUCGUCAUGGUAAUCCACUGGAAUUGUCGACGUUGGAAUUGUUAUAGGCUUAAGCGCCAAAACUCUGACUCCGAUGGCAUUUUAGCUGAUACAAGCUAACAAACAAUACAAAGAGUUAAAGUAAAUUGAUGUAAGUGUUAGGUGAAAGAGAACUUGGAGUCUAAUUUACCACUAGAUACUGAUGUUGCUGUAGUGUUAGGUGAAAGAGAACUUGGAGUCUAAUUUAC